Molecule: messenger RNA, 3039 nt
Organism: Larimichthys crocea (large yellow croaker)
Lineage: Eukaryota; Metazoa; Chordata; Actinopteri; Sciaenidae
Gene: itih3b.2
Product: inter-alpha-trypsin inhibitor heavy chain 3b, tandem duplicate 2
Exons: 30
Coding region: 161-2917 (918 amino acids)
Source: RefSeq, a predicted model, not a curated record
GUGUGUUUUUGUCACGUGUGCAGUUGUUGGAAAAAAGGAGAGCAAAAGAAGAGUUUGCCCUUUGAAAAAACUUAUGUACACAUUCAUGCUGUCCUUGAGUUUAGUUUGAGUUUUAAAAGACAGUUUUAGCUGCCUGAGUUGCACUCUGGUGGAAGCCAUCAUGGGGAGCGCUGUGGUGCAAAUCACCCUCUUUGGACUGCUGCUGGCUUUGGUUAUCGCACUACCAAACAAGGAUGACUGGGACAUCUACAACUUUUAUAUCAACUCAACAGUGACCAGUCGUUAUGCCACCACUGUCAUCACAAGCCGCGUGGCCAACCGAAUGAACGAGCCAAAAGAAAUAGAAUUUCAAGUCCGGAUUCCCAAGAAUGCCUUCAUCAGUAAAUUUAGGAUGCAUAUAGACGGCCAGGAUUACAAUGGUGUUGUGAAAGCCAAGGAACAAGCUCAGCAGCAAUACACUCACGCUGUGUCCCGGGGCCAAAGCGCCGGACUUGUCAGUUCUGUAGGAAGGACCCUCGAAGAAUUUAAGACCUCUGUGACUGUGGCUGCUCACAAAAAAGUCACCUUUGAGCUGACAUAUGAGGAACUGCUGAAACGCAGGCUUGGCAAGUAUGAGCUGCAAAUCCAUGCUCGACCCAUGCAGCCUGUCAAAGACUUCAAGGUUGACGUGCACAUUAAUGAGAACGCUGGCAUCAAUUUCAUCGAGGUUAAAGGCGGACUAACAACUGGUGUCCUGGCUAAUACCACCACCAUACAAAAAGAUGCAGACAAACAGGCAUGGUUGUAUUUCUACCCGACAGAGGACCAACAGAAAACAUGUCAAGGCUGUGGAGAUCAGGGUUUAAAUGGAGAUCUGGUUAUUGUUUAUGAUGUCAACAGGGACACCUCACUGGGAGACAUCAAGACAUCAGAUGGGUACUUUGUUCAUCACUUUGCUCCAUAUAAUCUUCCCCGCAUACCAAAAAAUGUUGUCUUCAUUAUUGAUCAAAGUGGCUCAAUGCACGGCAAGAAAAUACAACAGACCCGCACUGCAUUGAUCCAUAUCUUGAAAGACCUGGCAGAAGAUGACUACUUUGGUCUUAUCACGUUUGAUAGCAGCAUUUUUCACUGGAAAAGAGAACUUGUUCAGGCUACUGAAGAAAACCUGGGUAGUGCCAGGACAUUUGCACGGGCUAUACAAGAUAGAGGAGCCACUGACAUUAACGCAGCAGUGUUGGAAGGAGCUCGUAUGCUUAACUUACAUCCCAGAGAAGGUUCAGCGUCUAUCCUUAUACUUCUCACUGAUGGAGACCCAACCACAGGGGUGACAAAUCUUGAAACAAUACAGUCAAAUGUAAGAAAGGCUAUCGCAGACAAAUUCCCACUCUACUGUCUUGGUUUCGGUUUUGACGUCAAUUUUGAGUUCCUUGAGAAGAUGUCACUGCAGAACAAUGGUGUGGCACGACGGAUUUAUGAAGACUCAGAUGCUGAUUUACAACUGAAGGGUUUCUAUGAAGAGGUGGCCACUCCUCUGUUGACAGAUGUGACAAUGACCUAUGUCGGUAGCACCAACCUAACCCAGACUACCUUCAGCCAGUAUUAUAAUGGUUCUGAGAUUGUGGUGGCUGGUCAGUUAAUUGACAACAACGUUGAAACCUUCAUUCCACAAGUUGUGGCCAUUUCGAAAAAUCAAAGGAUAGUGUUUUCUGACCCAACUGCCACCACGGAGUCCACCAAAACGGUGUCUGACAACCGCAUCCAGAGGGUUUGGGCCUACCUCACAGUCAAACAGCUUCUGGAGAAAGAACUGCAGUUAUCUGGACCUGAGAAGGACAAAGUGGAGAAAGAGGCCCUGAGGCUGUCGCUGAAGUACAGCUUUGUAACCCCACUCACAUCCAUGGUGGUCACCAAGCCUCAAGGCGAGAACACAGAUGUGCUCCACAAACCAAAAGAAGGGGAAAAACCAGAUCCGGUUAGACCCAGAGGCGGAGCUCCCCAAGUUAUGGGACAUGGAGGUGGCUACAGACUUUUUGCAGGCAGUUUGCCAGGUCCCCCAGGUCCCCCAGUUAUGGGAUAUGCAGGAGGUAGCUACGGAAUUCCGGGAGGCGUUACCAGACAUAGAGACACUGGACGUCUAAGACAAGUAGGUGGCCAACCAGUUACUAAAGUUACCAGAGUUAUACAAGCUGUGGCGACAAUGGCCCCUGUUUAUCCCGGUCAAUCCAUCAUUCUGCCAGAAGAUGGAGUUGGAGUGAGUCACGAAGACCAUUCAUUGCUUCCUCCCGCCACCCCUCUGCCAGCAACUCAUGCUCCUAUUUUGCACAGGUUUUUGCUGAAAACUGUGAACUCUUCUCUUCCACUAUGCUUUGAUCUCCCUGGAAGUGUCAGCCUUAAACUACUCCACCAUCCCAACAGGGAGCUGUCUGUGAAUGGUGAGCUUGAUUCAGUCAUGCGUGGAAGCUUCAAAAGGAUUGUUAUCCACUUCAAGACUGAGCACCAUGUUGAGAUUGACGCCAAAGGAAUCACCGUACGAAAUGGGCAGACAGAAACACACCACACUGGAGACAAUUUUGUCGUCACUGCUGAAAGCCUGACAGUGAAUAAGCGGGACAAAGAAAUCGAUGUUUCAGUUGGAGACCUACGCAUGGCCAUCUUAAUUCAAGUGAUUGCUGCCGAAGAAUUCCACUGGCCGGUUUUAAGACAAAAGCCAUCGGACACCAACAUUACAGGAAUUUUAGCUCUAGAACCAGUAGUUUAUGAGGAGGUGCAGCAAACUCCCUCGAGAAAACUUAAGAUCAACAACCAGGAAAUCGAUGUCACCAGAUCCAUUGUCUUUGACCAUAGUAUUAUCUCUCUACCGGCUCUGGACUGCUGGCUUAUGUCUGCUGAGUCUGCCCUACAAGGAUCCCUGGACGAUUUCAUUGUUACACAACUUUAACUGGGGGAAAAUGUUGAAUCACUUUCAAAGAUUUCAACAAGAAGAACAAUAAGGCAAACGUCAAUAUAGAAACGACUUCCCAGUUGUUGUAACUAAAAUAAACAAAUAAAUAGUAUCCCAGA